Messenger RNA from Macadamia integrifolia, 1424 nucleotides. Its product is annotated as dehydrogenase/reductase SDR family member 7. The transcript is spliced from 12 exons. Gene Ontology annotation, cellular component: membrane. The record is from RefSeq and is a predicted model, not a curated record. Lineage: Eukaryota; Viridiplantae; Streptophyta; Magnoliopsida; Proteales; Proteaceae. Bases 86 to 1072 code for a protein of 328 amino acids. Gene Ontology annotation, molecular function: oxidoreductase activity.
GCCUGGCGGUGCAGAUUUCAGAGGAUAAAACACUGCAAUAACAAAGCGAGAAGUCAACCGAAACAGAAAGACACACAGAGAGAGGAUGCUGAGUCUGGUGGUGGGUGUGGUAUCUUCAAUUUCGAUCCUCACGAUCCUCGUGAAGUUCGCCAUUGCAGAUGGGGAUUUUACCUUGACGUCAAAAAGGCGUGCCAAGCGCGAAGAAGUCGAAGAUAAGGUUGUUUGGAUUACUGGCGCCAGCAAAGGAAUUGGAGAGGUUCUUGCAAAACAAUUUGCAAGUUUAGGAGCCAAGCUUAUACUUUCUGCACGAAAUGAAGCUGAACUGGAGAGAGUCAAAACACAGCUUGUUGGUAAAAAUGCACCAGAUGGAGUAAAAAUUUUACCUUUGGAUUUGGCAUCUGGUGAAGAGGCUCUGAGGGUAGCUGUACAGAAAGUGGAGUCCUUGCUUUCUGGUGCUGGUGUUGAUUAUAUGGUGCAUAAUGCAGCCUAUGAACGUCCUAAAACAGGAGUUCUUGAUGUAACCGAAGAAAGUCUGAAGGCUACAUUGGAUGUAAAUGUUCUGGGAACAAUAUCUCUCACACGGCUCUUGGCACCUUCAAUGUUGAGGCGAGGGAAAGGUCAUUUUGUUGUGAUGAGCAGUGCUGCAGGAAAAGUGCCUACACCAGGUCAGGCUGUAUACUCUGCUUCUAAGCAUGCUCUACAUGGAUAUUUUCAUUCUUUCCGUUCUGAGCUCUACCAGAAAGGGAUUAAGGUGACAGUUGUAUGUCCUGGACCGAUAGAGACAUCAAAUAGUACUGGAGCAAGCACUUCAGGAGAGAAGGGAUCGUCUGAGAAGCGUUUGUCCUCAGAAAGGUGUGCAGAGCUGACAAUCAUUGCAGCAACACAUGGGCUAAAGGAGGCCUGGAUCUCGAAUCAGCCUGUACUUGCUGUUAUGUAUUUGGUGCAGUACAUGCCUACCGUUGGAUUCUGGCUUAUGGACAAGAUUGGUGGGAAUCGAGUUAAAGCUGCUGCACAGAAGGGAAACCUCUACUCAAUGGGAUUACUCUUUGGUAACAAGAAGAAGGCAACUUGAGCAGAUGAUGCUUAUAACUGUUUGUCAGUAGAUUCAAAACUAGAUCCAUGUAACAUGUAUCUGUACCAUUUGUUUUUAGUCUCACUUGGAUGACUCCAUGCUUACAGAAUUUAUUUUGUUUAUUUGUUUUCCUAUCAAUGUUCUUUCUCUUUUUCUCCCCCCGCCCCUUCCCUCCUUCCCUCCCAAUUUCCCUCCUGGAAUAAGGCAAUGGUGGUACUAUUUUGGUGGAGCAGCUUUCUGAUUGACACUGGCAGUCCUGUCUUUUGUUUCUAAAUUCUGUCAACAACUGAUUAAAAUACAAACUUCUCCCAUCAAAUUUUGUAUGAAAAUAUCAGUUGAUCCUUUUUCCUCC